This is a messenger RNA of Nematolebias whitei (Rio pearlfish), 936 nucleotides long. Its product is annotated as protein phosphatase 1 regulatory subunit 12A-like. The transcript has 8 exons. Bases 1 to 936 code for a protein of 311 amino acids. Lineage: Eukaryota; Metazoa; Chordata; Actinopteri; Cyprinodontiformes; Rivulidae. Gene Ontology annotation, molecular function: enzyme inhibitor activity; phosphatase regulator activity. Gene Ontology annotation, cellular component: A band; cytoplasm; Z disc. The record is from RefSeq and is a predicted model, not a curated record.
AUGCAGUGCAAAGAAACACUGCUUCUGGAGCCAGAGAAGACCGCUCCACGCAUCGAGACCUUGGAGCCGGAGAAAGUGGACGAAGAAGACGAGGGGAAGAAGGACGAAUCGAGCUGCUCGAGUGAAGAGGACGAGGAAGAGGAUUCAGAGUCCGAGACUGAAGCUGAAAAGACCAAGCCGCCUCCAGUAGUGAGCAGUAGCACGACGCCCACCCCGACCACAGUCAGCGUUUCAUCUCCAACUAGCCCAACCAACCAGGUGACAACUCCCACUUCACCAGUUAAAAAGGUCCCGCAGCCUGCAGGAAAAACCUCACCAAAGGUGUUGGAGGAGGAGAAGAAGGAUGAGUCUCCAGCGUCGUGGCGUCUGGGUUUGAGGAAGACGGGCAGCUACGGGGCGCUGUCGGAGAUCACAGCUACGAAGGACGCUCAGAGGGAGAAGGACACCACUGGCGUCAUGCGCUCUGCAUCAAGCCCUCGUCUGUCCUCAACUCUGGAUAACAAAGAAAAAGAGAAGGAGAAGGACAAAGGAACCCGGCUCGCGUAUGUGGCCCCAACCAUCCCCAGGAGGCUUGCUAGCGCUUCCGACAUAGAUGAGAAGGAAAACAGGGACUCUACUGCUCUGAAACGUAGUGGCUCCUACACUCGACGACGCUGGGACGACGACCUGAAGAACAGCGAUGGAAGCUCCCUUACCAACAGAACCCCCAGCUACCAGCGCAGCACGUCCCAUACUCUAGCGCUGGGGCGGAGCGGCAGCACGCGGGACGUGCCAGCCAAGUCUUCGUCAACUUCCAGUUUGGACCCUAACACCUGUAAUACUAAACCCUGGCAGCCACCCUCCUCCCACUACCAGUCUUACAGCAUUUACCGCAGAGGGCAGGCAUUAAGGGAUGCGCACAUCUGGAUAAAUGAAGAACCUCCACCCUCGUCGUAA